AGUUUAUUGUUAGUUAAGUUUAAUGCAGAAUAAAUAGAACACAGGAAAAUAGUACAUCAUAAUAAAAAGCUUCUAAGGUAACCUAGAUAGGAGUUAAAAACAUCCAACAAGAUGAAGCCAGUGACCACUCCGAUAAUGCCAAGAGAACAUCUGCUCACAAAGGGGGAAAACAAGUGUCUGAUCCAAGAAAGAGAAAGUAUGUAAAGGACACUUAACUAACAAUCUUCCAGCUCAACUAUGAAACGGUGCCAGUGCCCACCAGGGCCGGAAAGACGAACACCUCAAAUUUCAUGUCUUUCAAUCAAUUUGAAGGGAGACAAGGGGGUGGGGGGGAGACAAGGUCGGGUCCAAGUCAAGUGAUGCCAAGCUCAGGACAAUAGCUGGGCCCUGGGAGGGGCGCGCCAGUGUGCCAUGUGGCUUUUUUUUCGUGCGGGGUAAAGCCUUUCAUUCCGCAUUACCGAUUCCGGCUGGGCCUGUCCGGCCGGGAUAAACCGCUUUUGCAGGGCUGCGCCCGGCUCAGGCGGCUCUCGAGGCUGCGGUGAGUCAGUCGGAGGAAGAAAGGUGAAAAGCAGAGCCGCUUGGCUUGUCUGAGGCAGGCUCGCCCGCUUGCCUGCCUUCCCUCCCUGGCGGAGGCGGGGGCAGCCGUUUGUGUCCGACUCAGACCCCUCCCUCUCUGGCUCGCUCGCUCGGUGUUAGACUCUCCCGGGGACGCCCGGAAACGCGCCUGGGCCCAAAGGCCUCAAGCAAGCCGUCUUUUCCCUCAGCCCUCGCUCCUUGGUGCCCUUGCGGUUAAAUGUAGCCCCUCGAACCGGGCGGGGAGGUUUGCAGGAACAUGGCGGAUCUGUCGCUGCUCCAGGAGGACGUUCAGGAGGAGAUAGACGGAUUUGGUGUGGAUGACUACAUCUCAGAAUCUGAUGCGAUUAUUGUAUCUUCAGCCCUGGACUUUGUCUCACAAGAUGAAAUGUUGACACCUUUGGGAAGAUUGGACAAGUACGCUGCAAGCGAGAAUAUUUUUAAUAGGCAAAUGGUGGCUCGAAGUUUGUUGGAUACUUUGAAAGAAGUGAGUGAUGAUGAGAAAGAUUGUAUUGCUGUACUGGAAAGAGUCAGCAGGCUAGCAGAUGAUUCAGAGCCAACAGUAAGAGCUGAGUUAAUGGAACAGGUGCCUCAUAUUGCUAUGUUUUGUCAAGAAAACAGGCCGUCAAUCCCUUAUGCCUUUUCAAAAUAUUUAUUGCCCAUUGUGGUCAGGUAUCUAGCAGACCAGAAUAAUCAGGUGAGAAAAACAAGUCAAGCAGCAUUACUUGUUCUGUUGGAACAAGAACUUAUCGAACGAUAUGAUGUGGAGACCAAAGUAUGUCCAGUUCUUGUAGAACUGACUGCUCCAGAUAGCAAUGAUGAUGUGAAGACAGAGGCAGUGGCAAUAAUGUGCAAAAUGGCUUCCAUGGUUGGAAAGGACAUCACAGAGAGACUCAUUCUUCCUAGAUUUUGUGAAAUGUGCUGUGAUUGUAGAAUGUUUCAUGUACGGAAGGUAUGUGCAGCCAAUUUUGGAGAUAUUUGUAGUGUAGUUGGACAGCAAGCCACUGAAGAAAUGCUGUUACCUAGAUUUUUCCAGCUUUGUUCAGAUAAUGUGUGGGGUGUGCGGAAGGCUUGUGCCGAAUGCUUUAUGGCUGUUUCAUGUGCCACAUCACAGGAAGUCCGUCGAACAAAAUUGUCAACACUUUUUAUUAAUCUUAUCAGUGACCCUUCACGAUGGGUUCGCCAAGCUGCCUUUCAAUCUCUGGGGCCUUUUAUAUCAACAUUUGCAAAUCCAUCCAGCAGUGGUCAAUUUUUUAGAGAAGAAGAAUGUAAGAACACUGAAAGUCAGAAUUUUAUAGAAGAACACAGCAGUGAAAACAAUAAGGAUUCAGAAGAUGUAUCCACAUAUGAUGUACAGAGCCAGACAGAGUUGUCUUUAGACACUGAGGAAUGCAAUUUUGAAGCCACCCCUGAAAAUGACAAAGCAGAAAGUAACUUGGUUCAUUUCCAGGAUGAGGCAUUGCUACAUAGUACUUUGUCUUUGGAACCAUGCAAAGAACCUUCAGAUGAGAAUGAACCCAGUUUUGAUCAUUGUACGUUAGCAGUGCUACCAGAGCCUGCAUUGCAUUCACAGGAAAACUCACUUGUGGAGCAAGAACUGUAUAACUCAUUCCAUUUCUGGAGGACUCCACUUCCUAAGAUAGAUAUUGAUUUAGAGCUUCAGGAAAAUGCAGAAAAGGAUGAUUUAGCAAAUCAGAAAGGACAACAGGAGGUUAUGGCAUGUGCAUCUUCAAACAUAAUGGCUACAAGAAAGGAGUUGGAAGAAAUGAUAGAAAAUUUGGAGCCCCAUAUGGACGAUCCAGAUGUUAAAGCCCAAGUGGAGGUACUCUCUGCUGCUCUCCGAGCUUCCAGUCUAGAUCCUCAAGAGGAGCCCACAGCAAGCAUGGGCAAGUUAUCAAACUGUCAAAGCGAAGUAUGCAUCAAAGACCAACUAAACUGUACAUUAAUCCGGGAUGACACAGUGCCUUUAAUCAAUGAUGCUGUUGAGGACAUUGUAGAAUCCACUCUUCGUUAUAUUCACAAUGACUCAGACUUGAACACUAAUAGUUGUUUCAGCCCUGAAGAAGAAAAAAAAUCUAAAAUUCAGGAUGUUGUACCUCAAGCCUUGCUAGACCAGUAUUUAUCCAUGACUGAUCCCUCUCGAGCACAGACUGUUGAUACUGAGAUUGCCAAACACUGUGCUUAUAGCCUUCCAGGAGUGGCACUUACCCUAGGUAGACAGAACUGGCACUGUCUGAAAGACACCUAUGAGACUCUAGCUUCUGAUAUGCAGUGGAAAGUUCGAAGAACGUUAGCUUUCUCCAUACAUGAACUUGCAGUCAUUCUUGGAGAUCAGCUCACUGCCGGUGAUCUGGUUCCAGUCUUUAAUGGCUUCUUAAAAGAUCUCGAUGAAGUUAGGAUUGGUGUGCUUAAGCACCUACAUGAUUUUUUGAAGCUUCUUCAUCCUGAUAAAAGGCGGGAGUAUCUUUAUCAGCUUCAGGAAUUCUUGGUCACAGACAAUAGCAGGAACUGGCGUUUUCGAGCAGAGCUUGCUGAGCAGCUGAUUUUACUUCUUGAUCUGUAUAGUCCCAGAGACAUAUAUGAUUAUCUGCGACCUAUUGCCCUCAACCUUUGUGCAGACAAGGUUUCUUCUGUUCGAUGGAUUUCCUACAAGCUGGUUAGUGAAAUGGUAAAGAAGCUGUACAAUGCUCCAACACCAGCAUUUGUGAUUGAUCUUAUGAAUGAACUGAUUGAAAGAUUCUGCAGAUGUCCAAAGUGGUCUGGUCGACAAGCAUUUGUCUUUAUUUGCCAGACUAUUAUAGAAGAUGACUGCCUGCCAAUGGAUCACUUUGCUGAAUAUCUACUGCCCCAUUUGCUACACUUGGCCUCAGACAGAGUUCCAAACGUUAGAGUCCUGCUUGCAAAGACCUUAAGACAAACACUUCUAGAAAAAGAAUACUUUCUGAUGUGUGUUAAUUCCCAUCAAGAGGCUGUAGAACAGACAAUUGUGGCCCUCCAGAUGGAUAAUGACAAUGAUGUCAAGUAUUUUGCAAGCAUCCACCCGGCCAGUACCAAAAUUUCUGAUGAUGCUAUGAGCACAGCCUCUUCAACUUACUAAAAGUAGUUCCUGAAUGUUGGUAUAAUUUUAAUAAAAGAGAACAAACAUUACAAAAUUGUAGGCAAUCGUCAAGUGCCCCUAACAUGGAUUACUGAAACCUCUUUUCCACGGAGGAGAGAAUAUCUUGCCAGACUUAACUUCAGUUGGAUGUUAUCUAAAUCUGAGAUCAAGAAUUUUGGAGUCAAGGAAAAAAAACCAGUUAUGUGUUGAAUCUUGACUCUAGAAAAACUUUGCUCAGAGGGAUUGUAUUUGUCACCAGAGCCUUAAAUCUUCUGUCUUCCUGAAUAUGUGAAACUUGAAUUGUCUGAGCAUUUUCAGUGUAGAAAGGGAGUGAUUUCCAGAGACUGUCAUUUGUUUUCUGUCAAACAGUUACCUUAGCAAACUCUUUCUUUCUUAGGAACCAAUAGCUGGCGGAUUUAUACCGAGAAGCAAAGAAGCUGUCUCCAGUAUUAGCUAUUAAAGUUUUUAAUCUUUGAAAAGACUUAAAUUUGUGUGCAGUUGGGCACAUCCUUAAGUGUGAAUAGUUUUGAUGUGUGUAAAUGAGGGAAAAGUAGAAGUUUGGUGUUUUGUUUUUCUCAUCUUAAGGAUUCAGUGCCAACAUUAAACCACAAUCUGAUUUUAACCCUUAAAACACAGCAUAUUGCUGUGUCUGUGAGCAGAAAUCUAUGCUGAGUACCUGUGUCCUGAUAUUUUUUUUUUCAUGCUGGUCAUGACCUGAAGGAAAUCUAAUAGCACAUGUACUUCAAGUCAGGUAUUUUAAACUUGAUCAUGAUCGGUUCUGAGGUGCAACUUUUUCUUCAUAUACUGUACGUAUCUUGGACCACUCGUGGGAGUGCUGCAGUCUUUAAUCAUGCUAUUUCAAACUGUUGUGAUAAAAUGUUCUUUCCUUCUCAGAAUAAAAAAAAAUUAUUAA
Pseudonaja textilis is the source of this 4583-nucleotide messenger RNA. RefSeq names its product protein phosphatase 4 regulatory subunit 1 (gene PPP4R1). Gene Ontology annotation, cellular component: cytoplasm. The record is from RefSeq and is a predicted model, not a curated record. Gene Ontology annotation, molecular function: protein phosphatase regulator activity; protein binding. Lineage: Eukaryota; Metazoa; Chordata; Lepidosauria; Squamata; Elapidae. Gene Ontology annotation, biological process: protein dephosphorylation.